Humulus lupulus (European hop) is the source of this 2196-nucleotide messenger RNA. RefSeq lists its product as uncharacterized. The transcript has 7 exons. Gene Ontology annotation, molecular function: zinc ion binding. Bases 1 to 2196 code for a protein of 731 amino acids. The record is from RefSeq and is a predicted model, not a curated record. NCBI's taxonomy places the organism in Eukaryota, Viridiplantae, Streptophyta, Magnoliopsida, Rosales, Cannabaceae.
AUGGGCAGGGUUCAACCUGUCUCUGAAACCAAGAAAACUUUUAAGAAAAAAUGGUGUUUGAUAAUUCUCAGCUCAAAAAAUUCAGAGCUAUCUUCUUCUCCGAUUACAUCCCCUGCUUUUACAUUCGUUCACAUCAGCAAAAGCAGAAAUCCAUCAACUUCUCUGAUUUCUCAAACAGAUAUGGAGACCAUAAUGGCAUUGAUUCGUUUUGGAGGAAAAUGGACAGAUAGAUAUCAGUAUGACGAGUACACCAUGACUGGACUGAUAAUACCAACAAAUUGUAUGUCACCAAUGAAAUUACUCACUGACAAUUCAGUCAUAUUCUACAUUGAGCUGAAAAAGAAGCAAAAUGAAGUAACUGAGCUACCACUAUGCAUCACCACUGUUGAUCAAACAACAGCUGAAACUGUUCAACACACUACAUAUGAAGAAGAAACACAAAAACAGAACACAGAUUUAGAAAAGCUAGUUCUUCAACUAAACAACGAGCAAUCAGCUAUAGAAUUACAAUAUCACGAAGCAACCUACAUGAGAAAUAACCAGACAAAAAGAUCUGAAUCAAGAGAGUACCUGGUAACCUGUGUGGAUGACAAUUGUAACUGGUUACUUAGAGCUUCAAAGUUCAGGAAAACAGAAACAUUUAAAAUCAGAAAGUAUGUAAAAACUCACACCUGCUCCUUGGAUAUCAUUAUGGAAGACCACAAGCAGGCUAAUUGCAAUGUCAUUGGGGAACUAAUAAAAUCAAAAUACAUGUCAAUAAAGAGAGUACACACACCACAUGACAUAAUCAACGACAUGCUAGAUGAUUUUGGUGUUUCAAUGGGGUACCAAAAAGCCUGGAGAGCAAGAGAAAAAGCUUUAGAAUUGGCAAGGGGAAACCAAGAUGAUUCAUACCAAAACCUUCCCAUCUACCUUCACUUGCUAAAAGUCUCGAACCCAGGUACAAUUACACACCUGGUUACAGACAAUACAGAUCACUUCAAAUAUAUGUACCUAGCAUUUGCAAAUUCCAUCAAAGGAUGGAAACACUGUAGGCCAGUCAUUGUGAUUGAUGGAACUUACUUGAAGACAUCAUUUGGGGGAACUUUAUUCACUGCUUCAACAAUGGAUGCUAACAACAACAUAUUCCCAUUAGCCUUUGGAAUAGGAGACUCUGAAAAUGAUUCAUCAUGGUUAUGGUUUUUCACAAAGCUGAAGGAGACAUAUGGAGAAAGAGAAGGUAUGGCAAUCAUUUCAGACAGGCAUAAAAGCAUAGAAAAUGCUAUAGACGAUGUAUACCCAAAAGCUUUCCAUGGAGCAUGCAUAUUCCACAUGUUAAACAACAUCAAAGUCAAUUUUGGUGUCCAUGGGGAGGACCUAAACCUAAACUUUGUCAAAGCAGCAAAGGCAUACAGGGUACAAUCAUUUGAGUACUACAUGCAUGAAAUAGACAAGAUUGACACACGCAUAAGACCGUAUUUACAAAAAAUUGGAUAUUCAACUUGGUCUAGAUGCCAUGCUCCAACAAGAAGAUAUACAAUGAUGACAUCAAAUAUAGCUGAAUCAAUAAAUGCUGCAUUGAAAGCUGCAAGAACGCUGCCAAUCACUACAAUGAUGGAGGGCCUUCGAAGUUUAGUUAAAAAAUGGGUAUGGAAAAAUGGUAACGAAGCAAACGGAACAUUCACACAAGUAUCAAUAGAUACUGAAACUGUGCUUAGAGAAAACUUUAUUCGUGCCAUUAAAUUUCAGGUCUUCCCAGUAAACACUAUACUGUACCAAGUUGUGGUUGAACAGAAAGGAAAUUUUUUGGUCAACCUAAUGGAGAAAACAUGUGAAUGCAAAAGAUUCCAACAAGACGAAAUACCAUGUGCACAUGCAAUAGCAGUAUUCGCCAAAACACGGCUGAAAACAUAUGAUUAUGUUGCUGAUUACUACAAAACUACAACUAUGAAAGCAACAUAUGACUCAACUGUUCAUCCAUUGCCAAAUGAAAGCGAAUGGACACUGCCAGAGACUUUAAGCAUAAUUGUCCUACCACCAAAAUCAAGAAAACCACCAGGCCGCCCUAGAAGAAAAAGAAUCAGAUCUAGAGGAGAACCAAAGGUGCAAAUAAAAUGUGGAAGAUGCGCGCAGCAAGGGCAUAAUAGAAAAACAUGCAAGAAUGAACCAAUCCCAAAGCUGCGAAACACAACAAAGUCAAAGAAAAUAGACAAAUAA